GAUCUAACAUGGUCACAAGAGAGGGCAAGUAUGGACAACUUUCAGAGCCGUGCCCUCGCCCUGUUGUCGGUCUCGGACAUGGAUACUCAAGUAAAAAAUCGCACCCCUUUUACAAGAUAAAACCGUGGCUCGAGUGGUGGCUUCGUAAUACUCAUGCUCAGAGCUGUUUCCACCAUUUCAGAAGAUGAAGAAGGGUCUAUACCAGGCAAUAGGUCUCUAACUUGUGUAAUUGACACGUGGCCCCUUAUUCAGCGAUAACCCUGAUGCCACGUCUUCCGACAAGUUAUCCGAAGUUGUAGCUCCUUCGCUGCCGGCUGAAAAUGUGCGCCUGUUAAACGUCGACGUGCUUCGCAGAGGGCCCAGGAAAAGAAAAUAAUAAUUGGCUGAUAUAGCUAGUAGUAUGUGUCCAUGUUAGUGGCUGGGUC
Messenger RNA from Suillus subaureus, 425 nucleotides. RefSeq lists its product as uncharacterized. The record is from RefSeq and is a predicted model, not a curated record. The transcript has 2 exons. NCBI's taxonomy places the organism in Eukaryota, Fungi, Basidiomycota, Agaricomycetes, Boletales, Suillaceae. Bases 9 to 188 code for a protein of 59 amino acids.